AUGAAGGCUGUUCAAAGCAAGGCGUCUAUGCUUUGCAAAAGUAAAUUUGUUGUAAAGGAGGACAACCCAAGACGGGUGACUCCAUCGGUUUUCAGCGAGAUGUUGCAGUCCACACACGAGCGCAUGAAAAACACCAGCACCGUGCACCCGCCUCUCAUUCUGGAGCGCUUUGGAAUGACCAACACCACACAUCGCAAAGUUUCUUUGGCUCACACGGAGCUGCCGCUUUUCCAGCCCUACCCGUCUGAGCUCGUCUUCCAGAACUUCGUUCCCUCACAGACCUACCAGCUACCUCUGUAUCUCCUUAACAACGACAAGGUUUCCCAGGGCGUAAACCUGAAGCAUCAGAACUCAGAGAACUUUGUUGUGGUGCGUUCAGGAGACGAAGGUUGCAAAGUGGCUCCAGGGAUGACUGCCACUUUUACAGUGUUUUUCACCCCCCAGGAGAACAAGGACCACGACCACAGACUUGUUUUCGUGACAGAGAGGGAGAUGUUCGAGAUCCCAGUCCGGGCCAUCGGGCCUCGGGCCGUCCUUGACUUUCCAGAUGAACUUGUUUUACCUGCCUGUCCCGUGAAAGCCACCACGGAGAAAACUCAACUGGUCCGCAACGUCGGGAAAACCAGGGCUCGGUUCAAGCUGCAAACUCAGAGGCCGUUCUCGGUGACGCCGUCCUCUGGGAUGCUGGAAGUGGGCGAGAGCCUGCAGGUGACGGUGGUUUUCCAGCCCAGGACUGUAGGAAUCCACCAGCAGGACCUGCGUCUGCACUACCACACUGGUGAAGAUGUGGAUAUCAGCUUGUCUGGGUCCUGCGAGGAACUGAAUAUUCAUCUGGAACCGGACUCUGUGACGCUGAAGAAAACCUACAUCAACAUGGCCAGUUUUCAUCCAGUUUCCCUCACAAACCACACUGAGAUUGUUCUCCAGUACCGUUGGUCCGCGUGGCCCAGCCAGCAGGAGGAGGACUGGAACUCAUCAAGGGAGAAGUCAGGUCUCCCCCGGGGAGCGGAGGGGCAGCCCAGGCCCCCAGCGAUCCGUCCCCUGCCGGCUCUGCCCGGAUUCCUGCAGGACCCGGACUUUCUCAUAGACCCAGACAACUGUACAAGUAUUGAGCCAACGGAGGGGGAGAUAUGGCCAAAUAUGACCGCCAACUUCCACGUUGUCUUCCAACCUGAAGAGGCCAAACUUUACCAACCUACUCUAUACUGUGAUGUCACAGGCCGUGAAUCCAGGUUACCUCUGACUAUCAGUGCAGAAGGCCUGGGACCAAACCUGCAGCUCAGUUACGAACAAAUGGACAUCACAAAUGUACUUAUAGGUGAAAAAGUACAUUUUGAGGUACAGAUUUCAAACAAGGGGCUGAUUGAUGGCCAUUUCAGGUGUCCGAGCCCUGAGACCACGUUCGGUCAAUGUUUCUCUUUCAAUCCUGAAGAAGGUGUUGUUCCUGUCGGGGCCUGCCAGACUGUGAAAGUCACCUUUGCCAGUCGUAUCUCGGGACAUUUCUGUGAGGACUUGCCGCUGGCUGUCACAGGGCAGCCCCAGCCUCUUACCCUGACCUUGAGGGGUUGUGUCACUGGACCCACAUUCCACUUCAAUGUCUAUGAUCUCGAAUUUGGAGAUGUAGCCUUUGGUUUCCCGGUGGCAAUGACAUGUACGCUCUUCAACACGUCGUUUGUUCCCAUCACGUUUGCCCUGCGUGUCCUGGGGGACGGCUUGGGUUCACCUAGUGUGAGCUUUGACAAAUAUGUGUCAGAUUUGUCACAAAAUAACUGGAAAGGCUGCGUUGCUCGAGGCGUUUCUGCACGCCGCAUGGAGUUUGCCGUCAGCCCCGCCGCCGGCUCCGUACGUGCCAUGUCUGACGUCAACAUUAAGGUGACGUUGUGUUCUAACACGGUCCGGACCUACAGGCUGGCGAUGGUCAUGGAUGUUGAAGGAGUCGGAGAGGAAAUCAUGACGUUGCCUAUCAAUGCCAGGUGUGUUGUGCCUGAGAUAACGGUGGAACCCUCACAGUUGGACUUUCAAAGGUGCUACCUGGGUCUGCGGUAUGAAGGUCGGGUGCGGCUCACCAACCGUGGUAAUCUGCCUGCCUGCUACGGCGUGCUUGAUCAGGAACAUGACGAGAGUUGGUCUGAGUGUUUUGGCUGUCCUGUCCCCAGAGGAGUGAUCCAGCCGGACUCGUCAGCGGAGCUUCCUCUGGUCCUGGUCACCAACACUGUCGGGAGGCGCCGUCAUACUCUCCGUAUCGCUGUGUUUGGCAGCGUCCACGAGCCUCUGGAGGUGGAGCUGUUAGUAACUGGGCAGGGACCAAUAGUUGAUGUUCCGAGCACAGAGCUGCACUUCAGCAAGAUUCCAGUUCUAACAGACGUCAUGAGAACCGUGCAGCUGUUCAACCAGUCACCCAUUCCUGCCCACUUUACCGCUCGCAUGAGCUGCAGAAAGUCCUUUUGGCGCGUUGAGCCCAGUGAGGGAGAGGUUCCUCCCAGGAGCGAGCUGGAGCUGAAGGUCGUGGCUCACCUGAAGGACACACUUCCGUUUGAGGAGAAGCUAAAGAUAUCGUUUCAGGACAGUCGCUCGUUCACCGUCCAUCUCUCAGCCACCGGUACCGGCACGACGAUCGUCAGUGACAAACCUCUCGGGCCCACCCUGGAUCUCGGCACCCAUUUCAGCCACGGGUCGUGCCGGUUCCUCUUCACGCUGACUAACCGAGGCCAGCGGAUACAGCGGAUGUUCUGGAAGUUUGACAGCUCUCUGGUCUCCACAAAAAAGCCCAAACGGGGCACCUUCCUCCCCCCCAUCUCCACCCCCCGGCACAGGGACGUGGUUGGCCGCGGUUGUUGCGUCCCCGUCCCCAAGCAGAAGCCGGUGUUCUCCAUCAGUCCCUGUCGGGUGGAGCUGCUUCCAGGCGGCUCCGUUGCCAUGGUGAUGACAGCAGCUUCAGAUUCACCCCAGGUCUUAAAUGAGCGUCUGGUGUGUCGUGGCUUCAUUGGUCACCAGGACUGUCAAGAGACCAUCAUGUCUGUUGAUGUCACUUGUACUUUUGUGGCUCCAGUGAUCAGUAUUUCCUCAGAAAGGCUGGAAUUCUCUGUAAAGAAGGUGAAAGGACAGAGCCUGCUGCCCCACUAUGAGAAGCUGCUCAUAAAGAACAUGUCAUCUCUUUCGCUGACGCUGGAUCUUUUGCUUGUGGAGCCGUUUUUUCUGUGUGAGGCUCCAGGAGACCAGACCUCCACUACAACUAAGUCUUUAAUCUUAGGUGUCAGUGGUCGGGUUGAGGUUUGGGUUGGUUUUAAUCCAGCUUUCUAUCAGGACUGUGAAUCCCACAUUGUGGAUGAGUGCCUUGAAAUAGACUACAGGGAACACCCGCAGCACCACAAGGUCCAGCUGCACGCUGAGGUGCACUACCACAACCUCCGCUUCUCCUCUAAUGUGGUGGAUUUCGGCUGCGUCGUCCCGUGCACAGAGUUCCAGGAAGUAGUCACGAUCAGCAACUGUUCCAUGCUCCCCGUUUUCUACCACUGGACUUUUCUGAGCGGCUGCAAAGACACUGAUAUCAGAAACACAGACGUGCUACAGAAGAGCCAGAAGAUUCCUGAGGGCCGGGUUGGAGAAAGGAGGAGUUCCUCCUCAACACUCUCUCCUCAUGUUUUACUCCCUAAGAGCCCUGGGCCUCGUACCAACGAGCAGAGCAGCAUGAGCCCUGGGCCUCGUACCAACCAGCAGAGCAGCGUGCCACACCCUGGUAGUGUGGAAGAGAUGCAGGUAUUUGACAUCUUGCCAAUAUCCGGCCACCUGCAACCUGAGGAUCAGCAGGUCGUCACGUUCUCUCUCUUCAGUUAUGAAAACGUGAGCAGAGAGGUGGUAGCGCAGUGCCAUGUGGACGAGGGGCCGACGUAUGAAAUCAAACUGAGAGGAGAAGUUUCAGGGAUCAGCUACAGCCUGGAAUCCAACCAUCUGGACUUUGGUGUGCAGCUUUUUCACUGCGUUGGGGAAAUUGAUGUGACCCUGAGAAACACUGGCAAGAUUGGCUUUAAAUACAGCGUUAUACUCCCUGAAAGCGAGGAGGACGAGGAGAAAAAGGCUGAUGAGGAGUCAGGGCUGCGGAUUAAAGCCCUGCAGCAGGAUCUGCAGCGGGAUCUGCAGCAACGUGACAAUGAAAAACCAGUGAGGAGCCUGGAAGUCAGACCUGGGCGGCCCAGGGUUCUCCCAGCGGCGGGUUGUGUUAAGGCGGGUGCAGAGCAGUGUCUGCGUGUGCUCUACCUGCCGGGGGUCCCGGGCGUGUUUAGGAAGCGUCUUCAGCUGCAGGUUUCUUUCCUCCCAGCAGAGAUCACUCUGACCGGUCAGGGAGUCUUCCCAAGGAUCACUCUGAAUCUGCCACGAAACCUGCCAGCGGAGUGCUAUGGUGGUGUGAUGCAGCAGGCCAGAGAGGAGUUAAUGAAUGGGAUUACUGAUGGUGGACGAGCGGCGACGGAGUCUUCCUGGACUUUAACGAAUGAAGAGCGUCUUCACAUGGAGAUUGAGAGAUUGUUGGUCAAAGAAAAUGCUCUCACUGUGUCUAGCAGCCUGCUGGAGCUUUACCACUCAAGAGUUCCCACAUCUAACUGGCACAAAAUGAGCAAGUUUAAGCUCCCCGAGUAUGUUCUGGAUUUUGGUCUCGUCAUUCCUGGCAGAGUUGUCAGUCACACUGUAAAAGUGAUGAAUAGUGGAUCAAUACCUGCGUCCUUCCACGCCGACUGCAGAUGUCUUACAGGCACAGGUUUUACAGUAGAACCUGAAAAAGUGAAGAACUUGCCCUGCCGUGAGACUCACACUUUUAAAGUCACGUUUGAUCCUCAAGGAGCCAAACUGGAACUCGGGGACAAGAGUGUUGUUCUGCCAAUUGAGGUGUCGGGGGGUCCGCUGGUGCAGGUGCGGCUGUGUGCGGUUGUGACGGUGCCGGCCGUCACCGUGUCCACAGACACGCUGCAGUUUGACGCGCUGCAGUGCAGCACGUGUCAGAUAAGGACAAUCCAACUGCUCAACCAUGAGCUGCUGCCGUGCCACUGGAGCAUCGCUGAGGAGGAGAAGCCUCGCAGAAAGGUUAAGAUCCGGCUUCCGUUCGACCGUAAAAAGCUGUCCCCGGAUCAGCAGCCCCACCCCCCCGCACGCGUGUUUGAGAUGACUCCCCGCUCCGGUGUUCUGCAUCCCAGCGAGGGAAUCAACGUCCACAUCAAGUUCAGCCCGACUCAGGGGUGUGUGUUCAUCAGGCAGCUGGAGGUCCGCGUGGCCGACAGCCCCCAGCGGGUGUUCAUCACAGCCCAGGGACAGGGGGACGAGCCACAGCUGGAAUUCUGCCCAGCACAUCUGGAACUGGGUCCCUGUCUUCCUCUCAGCACCAACGCUGAAGCCCAGGUCUCCGUCACAAACCCCUGCUCCUUCCCCAUCGAGUUCUACUGUCUAGAGCUCGACACACAACACCUGGAAGAAGAAAAGAUGUUGCGGCUGAUGCCGGGGUAUGAUGAGAAGAAGCUGUUGCUGCUCCCCCCGAGGGUUCCUGGGGAGGGUCUCCCUGAGGAGAUCCUGGAAUACUACAACCAAGGUUCCCCGCCAACAAGCCAAGAGUUGAAUGAAUUGGAUGAAGAUGAGGCCGAGACUCACGAGACACUGGUGGAAGAUAUGAAAUGGAAACAAAACAACACAGAGAUUAAAACCAAGAGUGGGAAGCCUGAUGAAAUGCAGUUGACCAGAGAGGGAAGACUAGAUCAGUUAGAAAUGAGCCCUUUUUUCAGAGGAAUGUCCCACCACAUGGGCUUUGGUUCUCCACCUGCAGAACUGCCAUUUCGCAACAGCGGAGGCAUUGCUAUUAUUGUAUAUGGAGCUCCUCGGUCAGGUAAAAACGGUGCAGCAGCUGCUCUGGCGUGUUACUACAGCGCAGCGUGCCUGAGUGUUGACGCCGUGCUCGCAGAUACGCUUCAAAAAGGCACCACUUCACCUUUUAGCUCGUCAGAAAGACACGUUGAUCUCACUUCUACUGCAGAGUAUGCUCAGAGAACAGCUGUGGAAACUGAUCAAGCCACUGAAGAUUCAGGAUGUACAGCAGCUCUCGACGCCUCAGAUCCUCAUUCAGACUCAGUUUCACUUAAUACUUUGGAUGCUCUUGCAAAGCACGAAGAAGAAAAAAACGACAGUGGAAAUAAAACCCCGGCUCAUCCGGAGGGUGAACGUGCACACAAUGACCUCAGUCUGGAAGGAGAUGGUUCCAAAGUCAGCAGUCCCGUUCCUGAACAACUACUCAUUGAUAUCCUGACAAAAAGACUGAAGUUGAGUGACUGUCAGUGUGGAGUAGUGAUCGAUGGUUUACACUCGGCGUACACUGAGUUUGCAUCAAGCACGCUGCAAGUUGUUCUGAAGGCCGUCGGUAACCGCAAACACAUCUAUGUGCUCAACGUAUCUGACUCCUACUCUGCACUGAAGGCUCGGGAACGAGGCGUGGGAGAAGCCAAAGAGGAAAUCCAGAGUGAGAGAGUGAGUGAAUAUGAUGCUUUGCCUCAGGAUGAGGAGGAGGAUAUUAAUCCGGGAUCGUUGGAGACGAUCACGAUGCAGAAACUCCGGGAACUUGAGCAGAUGCCAAAAGAGAAGAAAGGGCCGAGGAAAAAAAGCUUGAAGGGAAAGCAGUGUGUUGUGGACGAGCUGCAGUCUCAGUUCAGCAGAUAUGAGGAGAGCCAGGUGGAGGUGAUCCAUGUCCUGGAGCACUGGGACCGGGGCCAAGGCUCGCUGUCCAGCCCUUUACCCAGCAGAGAAAACCCUGCAAGAUUACUUAGCGUCUCAGGAGCGACGAGAAAAAAACUGAAGGACGGGAGGAGCAAGACAUCGUCUCCACUGGCUGGUCAGACAGACCUGGGGACAGACCUGGGGACAGACCUGAGGACAGACCUGGGGACAGGACACCCGGCGUCUCCCCUGGACGUCAUCCCUCACAUCGUCCUGGAUGUGACGAAGACAGACAGUCUGAGUGUCCCGGAGAUGGUCACGGAAGGAACCUUACCUCCAGCGGACGAUGUGUUGGGCCCAGCGAUCCCUCCUCCCGUCACGUUCUCUGUCGUUCCUUUCCCCGAGCACAGAGACCAAGCUGACAUUCAGCAGACGAGCUUCACCUUCCUGGAUCCUUCUGGGCAGGGAGAGGAGGACAAACAGGAAGAUUUGGAAGAGGAUAAGGAGUCUACGGCUUCUAAACAUCGUGGCAGGGCACAUGAUAAAAGAAGAAAACUUCAGAAGAACAAGAGGUCUUUGACACCUUCAGUGACUCUUUCUGACUUGGAGCUGAAACUCAAACAAAGGCUGAGCACGUUCCGCUGGGUCGUACCGGCCGGCGGUGAGCUGGUUCUGAAGAUCUGGUUCUACUCAGAAUCACCAGGAACGUUUGAGCAGGCCUUCAACUUUGAGCUGGUGGGGACCCGGAGACUCUACACGCUCACCUGUCGGGGACAGUGCUCCUAUCCUUCAAUCUCCAAACACCACAGGACUCUCUUCGCCCACAGCAGCAAAGUGCAGGAGCUGAAAGAAGACGGGCUUCAGAAGUGUUUUGUGAUCGACCCCGGAUACUUUGAGUUUGGACAGUUACUUUGCAGCAAGACCAGAGACAGGUACAAGGAGAUUAAGUAUCCAGAGAAUACGGAGCGGCUGGUGAUUCAUAAUAACUCGGGUCUGGAGGCAGAGGUACAGUUUGGUUUCCAGUACGACACCCAGGCCACUACGUAUCUCCUGGACCCGCCAACCAUGGUCCUCACACCCGGACAGAAACAGGAGUUGACAGUGUGGGCCUACCCCACAAAAGCAGGACAAAUGAAGGACAGCAUCGUCUGUCACAUCAAGGACAAUCCUGAGCCGGUAAUCAUCCGUCUGUCCUGCUGGGGCGUCCAGCCGGAGCUGCAGCUGGACAGCAGGCAUUUGCAAUUCGGCAGGGUUCUAAUAGACAGGAGGAACAGCUGUAGCAUGACGAUGCAUAAUAAGACGACUCUGCCGGUGUCCUGGGGCCUGCGUGGUGUGGAGGAGUUGGGGGAUCAGUUUGAGCUCCCCCAAGAUCAUGGCAUCAUCCCUCCUAACACCUCCUUCGUUUUAAGCAUGCACAUCAACGCCAAGAAGCCACUCCACAUAAAGAAGGUCUUACGUCUGGAGGUAUCUGAUGUGGAACAGAUUCUUGGAAUUGUGCAAACCGAGAACAUACAGGUCACUGCUGAAGCCUACAGUAUAAAUUUGAAGAUCGCACCAGACGCUCUUGUUUCUGUGACAGAUGGAUGUCUGGACUUCGGAACCAUGAGAGUCUUUGGAGAAGCUCGCCAGUCGCUCAAACUAAAAAACACAGGAAAAUAUGAAGUAUCCUUCAAGUUUACGUUUGAGCAGACUGACCCGGCACUACCAAACCUAAAGUCCAUUUUCACCGCGUCUCCGCAGAGCGGUCGUCUCAUGCCCGGUGACAAGUCUACGCAAGUGGACUUCGUCUGCAGAGCUGAUCAGGAAAUCCUCAUUAGAGAGCAGCCAGUCUUAGUUUGCCAGGUGUUUGAUCCCAACAUUGGGAAAGGAGACAAAAUCAUCUUGGACAUUAAGAUUUCAGUUCAUUCUGUUUUUUCAAGCUACCAGAUUACACCUCCGUGUGACGUCAGCUUUGGCCCGCUUGUUUACGGCUGCAAGAAACACCAGAGCUUCACCGUCCAAAACAACGGAGUGUUCAAGAUGGAUUUCAACAUUUCUCAUGCUGUCGAACCAGAACUAGGGAGUUUGGGUUAUCGUCCUGCAAGGCCCAUUGGUGAAUGUCUCAAAGUAUUACAAAAAUCCUCCCAAGACACAACACUGCAGAAUCAGCUCAGCGUUGGGGUGUUCACGGUGUCUCCGUGCACGGGAAGCCUGCCGUCCGGGGCUCAACAGCUCGUCACCGUGGACUGUGCUGCUGAUCAGCUGGGCACGAGGAAUACGGGCUUGCUCAUUGACAUAAGCGGCCGCGACCCUUCAGACCAGCCUGGUGGUGUAAGAUACACGCUCCGGGCUGAAGUCUGCAAACCAGAAAUAUCAUUGGACAUGGCUUCUAUAUUUGAAGAACACCAUCUGUGCCACAGCAGCAGCCAGCUCUCCUCUGAGCAGUUCUGCAAUGCUGACAGCAUUUACGUCCUGCCUGAGAACAAGUUUAUCUUCAACAGAGUCCUGGUUGGACAAAGUGCUCAGGCCCGCUUCAAACUCACAAACAACAGCAAGAUCCCUUGCACACUCCAUCUAGCCAUCCGAUGUAUCAGGACUCAGGUGAGAUCUGGAAAUGUGGAUGUGUUUCAUUUGUCUGCUACAACACUGGAUAUACCAAACCAGUCGCAUGAAUUUGCUGCAGUCACCUUCACACCUAAGGCAGUUCAACAAUACAGUGUUGUGUUUGAGGCCACAAUAGAAGGACUUAAGAGAACAAUAUUCCAGAGCAAGGUGCUGGAAUUCCAGUUGAGUGGAGAGGGAAUCCUCCCAAGUGUGUGUGUGGUGCGUCCUGCUGGGAGAGACAGCAGAGGAAGCCCAGUUCUGCAGUUCAGAAGGGUUUUUGUUGGGCGGAGGAGAACUCUUCCUCUAGUGCUGCUUAAUGAUGGACCUGUUCCAGCUGAGGUCCAGGUUGAUCUGCUGGAUGAACAUGGAGUGUUCGCCCUCAGACGCUGCAACGCUCCUGGUGACGGCCACGUGGUCUCCACUUCCUCAGAGCGUGCGUUGGUGCACAGAGCCAAGCUCAGGCUGAACAGGAACGAAUCUGUGGAGUUUGAGAUCAGUUUCAGCUCCGACAAACCUUUGACUGUGGAGGCAAACGUGGCAGUGCAGGUGAUGGAAACCCAGUACGGCAACACCACGAUCCCAGUCACGGCAGAAGCUUACCAGCAACUGGUCUCCCUGGAUCACAUCAGCAGCUCAGCGCAGGAUCAUGAUCACUAUUAUAAAAGUGAAGGUAAUUAUGAGGUGCUGCAUUUUGGAGACUGCCAUGUUGACUGUCUGUACGAAGAGCGUUUCACCAUGACCAACCACAGCAGCACCCAGGCAGUGAGGUUCCAGUGGCCUCCCAGUGGACACCAUGUUGUAUUUUCACCACAGGUUGGUCAUCUUCACGCUGGUUGUUCUAAGGAAGUGACCGUUGCCUUCAGGUCCAGUCAGCCUGUGACUCUGAAGAACCAGCCUAUGAGAUGUGAAGUUUGCCAGGUGGAGUUCCAGCUGCCGGUGGACGAGGUGGCCGACUGGGACGACCGACGGAGCACGGGGACUGAUCCUGAACCCAUUUGCACUGUCGUUGAGAGCUCUCAGUGGGAGUUGGAUUUGCGCGUAAGCGCUCUUUGUGAUUUUGUGAAGCUGAGCUGCAGCAGCAACACCAUCAGCUUCCAGGACACCGAGCUCUUUCAAACCAGGCACCACCAACUCCACUUAGAUAAUGUGGGCAAAGUGAAACUGGAAUUCUCCUGGCAGGUCUUCAUCGAUUCAAACAUUGUAAACCCUGAUGAAGGAGAGCGGAUCUCUGCCUCUGGACCUGUGAGCAGGACGGGAUCCCGUCGUUCAAGCGCUCUGGCCAGAGUGACGUCUGUCCGGGCUAAGAAGGCUGUGCUGCCUUUCACUGUGGAGCCCAACAUGGGAACCAUAGAUCCGGGUGCCACGCACAACUUCACUGUUGGGUUUUCACCAGGGGAGGUAGCUCAGUUUCAGGGCAGGCUGCUCUGUAGUAUCCCCAACUUGCCGGCUGGAGAUCAGACUCCAUGUGUGGUGGUGUGUGGCCGCAGCCUGCUCCCCCACUGCCACUUUGACCUGGAACACUCAGACUACGUCAGUAGCAAACCCAAGGCCAGGGGCCGUGUGAAGCCCAACACCCGGGUUCUGGAGUUCAAGAGUGUUGGUUUCACCGUACCAUCAACAAGACGUUUUAAUGUAAUGAACCCAACCAGUAAAGUCUAUUCAUUCCAAUGGAGGUGUGAAGACACAAGCGGCAGUCCCUUCCGCUGUCUCACCUCCUCUGGUUUCAUUCUGCCCGGCAGCAAAGCUGAAAUGAGCUUUGAAUACCUUGCUGUUCAGUACGACACGGUGGAGUCGAGCUGGAGCUUUGUGAUUGAGACUCUAUCCCUGACUGUUCCCUUCCUCUGCGUGGGCACAGCUAGAGAGCCACUCGUGUAUCUGGACAGACCUCACAUUGAUUUUGGAGAGCUGCCUAUUGGUCUCAAAGUGGAGAGGACGGUGGAUCUGGUGAACAGAGACGAGGUUCCCUUCCACUUUUCAGUCCUGCAGUCAUCUCUUCUCUCUGAAGACCAGCAAUCCCGCCUCAUUCUGCAGCCCAUGGCUGGUACCGUGGCCCCCAACGAAAGAUUACCCCUGUCCGUGUCCUUCACGGCUCUCAAGGAAAGCCAUGUGAAUUUCAGAGUCGACGUAAAGGUGAAGAGGAAGGCGGAGCCGCUCACACUGACUCUUAAAGCCAGUUUUUUCCCCAUGAGCCUUUUAGUUCAGGUUGAGAAGCCGGACGGGGGUCUUAUAGAGAUUGUCCCCAACAACAAAGACACUCUGAACUUUGGAAAGGUGGGAAUUUCAGAGCAAUCCACCUUUAAAUUCCUGAUUUCCAACCUAUCGAGAUUCAUCUUGGAAGUGAAUUUCAAAGUAACGGGUCCCAAAGAGCUGCUGCAGCACAUGAAAACAGAACCAGAAAGUGCCACCGUUGAAGUCGGGAAGCAGCUGCAGUCGUCAGUUUCCUUUUGUCCUCUGAGUAUUUGCAACCUGCAGAACGUCACUUUGAUUGUCAAGGUGAAAAAUGGGCCAGUGUUCACUUUCAACAUUAAAGGAAAGAGUGUAGUGCCCACACUUGACUUCUCCUUCACCAAAUUCAACUUUGGGAAGUGUUUCCUGCGCAGUCCUGGCACGUCACCACAAUCCCAGACUCUAGUGAUUAGAAACAAAGGCAAAAGAGACAUCAGCAUCCAGUGCCUGUUCACAAACACCGAUUACCUUGAGGUGGACUUUCAAGCGGAUGUUUUAUCCCCUGGUGCUGUGAUGGAGGUACCGAUCUCCUUCUACCCUCGUGAGCCACGUCGUUACCACGGAAACAUCACUUUCAGCUUCAAUAGCCGUGUCACCAAACAGGUGGCCAUACUGGGGCAAGGCAUUGAGGUGAAGCUGGAAGAUGAAGAUCCAUCACAGAAGAAGGUGAAGGUGGGAACUUUGGCCUUGGGUCAGAAAAUGAAAAAGCAGGUGGCUUUACUCAAAAACACCACUGGAUCCAAAGGUAAAAGGCAAAACAAACACGCCACAACUAAACAGCAUGUUCUCAAGCAACGGUUAAUAAUAAUCCCGGCGCGUGGGCUGACUCUUAAAGCGAGUGGUGGUUCCUGUGAGGUGAAGAUCCUGUUCUCACCUGGACACUUCCUUCCUCCCUUCACGGCUGAGCUGCACGCUGACUCUGCAGGCUUGUUACUCCCUCUGCUGACCGUGCACGGCUGCUGCCAAGGAAAAAAAGUCUUUUGGAUUUAUUUUGGAUUUUGGAGUUAUGUUUACCAAAAGCACAUUUUAGCAACAAGGUUCAUUCAAGGUGCUUUACAAAAUAACUACUUGUGCUGCUUGUGGGUGGACAGUCCCUGCUUCAGUGUCAGGGGUGUGGACGGCAUCCCGUCCAAAACAACCCACAGUAUCAAGGUCCAAGCUCCCCCAGGAGGAACUCCGGACGAGCAGUGGUUUGGGAGGCUGAGCGUCUCCAGCCAGGGCUCAGGGCGGAGCAGCAAGCCUUGCUCAUGGGUCUACUACCUGAAAGGCUACCGGCAUGAUUAA
Cololabis saira (Pacific saury) is the source of this 12777-nucleotide messenger RNA. It is a transcript of the gene hydin, whose product is annotated as HYDIN axonemal central pair apparatus protein. The coding region runs from base 1 to 12777 and encodes 4258 amino acids. NCBI's taxonomy places the organism in Eukaryota, Metazoa, Chordata, Actinopteri, Beloniformes, Belonidae. Gene Ontology annotation, biological process: axonemal central apparatus assembly; cilium movement. Gene Ontology annotation, cellular component: axoneme. The transcript is spliced from 80 exons. The record is from RefSeq and is a predicted model, not a curated record.